Cygnus atratus (black swan) is the source of this 930-nucleotide messenger RNA. It is a transcript of the gene RPS6, whose product is annotated as ribosomal protein S6. Gene Ontology annotation, molecular function: structural constituent of ribosome. The coding region runs from base 134 to 883 and encodes 249 amino acids. Gene Ontology annotation, cellular component: ribosome. NCBI's taxonomy places the organism in Eukaryota, Metazoa, Chordata, Aves, Anseriformes, Anatidae. The record is from RefSeq and is a predicted model, not a curated record. The transcript has 6 exons. Gene Ontology annotation, biological process: translation.
CCCUUGAGGGCGAACCCCCGCCCGCCAUUGGCUCCCCACGGCGACGCGCGGCGCUCUCGCGAGGCUUGGCGCGUUAUGUGCGGGCGGCGAGCGGAAGUGCGGCCUUUUCCGGCGGCGGCGCGGCGGGGGCAGGAUGAAGCUGAACAUCUCUUUCCCAGCCACUGGCUGCCAGAAGCUUAUUGAAGUGGACGAUGAGCGCAAGCUGAGAACAUUCUAUGAGAAACGGAUGGCGACGGAGGUCGCAGCUGAUUCUCUUGGUGAGGAGUGGAAGGGCUAUGUUGUCCGAAUCAGUGGUGGCAAUGACAAGCAAGGCUUCCCCAUGAAGCAGGGUGUCCUCACUCAUGGACGUGUCCGCCUUCUGCUCAGCAAGGGCCACUCCUGCUACCGCCCCAGGAGAACUGGAGAAAGAAAACGCAAAUCCGUCCGGGGCUGCAUUGUUGAUGCCAACUUGAGUGUUCUGAACUUGGUCAUUGUGAAAAAGGGUGAAAAGGAUAUUCCUGGGCUGACAGACACAACCGUGCCUCGUCGUCUUGGUCCCAAGAGGGCUAGCAGAAUCCGCAAGCUGUUCAAUCUCUCUAAGGAGGAUGAUGUCCGCCAGUAUGUUGUGAGGAAGCCUCUGAACAAAGAGGGCAAGAAACCUAGGACCAAGGCUCCUAAGAUCCAGCGACUGGUGACUCCUCGAGUUCUGCAACAUAAGCGCAGACGUAUUGCGCUGAAGAAGCAACGCACUCAGAAGAACAAGGAGGAGGCAGCAGAAUAUGCCAAGCUCUUGGCAAAGAGGAUGAAGGAGGCCAAGGAAAAGCGCCAGGAGCAGAUUGCUAAGCGGCGCCGGCUUUCUUCAUUGAGAGCUUCUACAUCUAAAUCUGAGUCAAGUCAGAAGUAAAGAUAUAUGUGAUACUAAAAAUAAACCCUUUUUGUGGUUGAAUUUAA